Messenger RNA from Monosiga brevicollis MX1, 878 nucleotides. RefSeq lists its product as uncharacterized. Gene Ontology annotation, molecular function: ribosomal large subunit binding. Bases 1 to 762 code for a protein of 253 amino acids. The transcript is spliced from 8 exons. Gene Ontology annotation, cellular component: mitochondrion. The record is from RefSeq and is a predicted model, not a curated record. NCBI's taxonomy places the organism in Eukaryota, Choanoflagellata, Craspedida, Salpingoecidae. Gene Ontology annotation, biological process: translation.
AUGGCCCCUGCUCUGUUCCAGAGUUGGGCGUUGGUUAACGAAUUCUUGCUCCUGUUUGCACUGUAUAGACUCAACAAUAUGGCAGUUCUGGCUACGAUGGCUGCUACUUCACAGCAACAACUUCGUUUCAAGGGUGGCAAAAAAGGCAAAAAGAGCAGUGGCAAGGGUGGCGGGGGCGCCAAACUGGGCCGACCCACAUUUGAGACGGAACGCUGCCCGGUGCCGCUUGAUGCGCUGCAGGACAAGUAUCACGGCCAACUGCAGCACCUUCUCAAUGAAUAUGCCACGAUUCGCACUGGUGAAGUGACACCAAAUUUGCUGGAUGGCGUCAAGGUGAAGAUGGGUGAUGCCACCUUUGCUUUGAGUCAGGCUGGCAUGGUGUCAGUCAAGAACACGGACACCCUUAUUGUGACCACGUUUGACAGUGAUACGGCCAAGGCGGCAUAUGAGGCUGUUGUUGAUGCCAACAUUGCUCCCAACCCCGUGCGGGACGACCUUGUGAUUCGCAUCCAGAUGCCCAAGUUGACCAAGGAAUACCGCGAGCAAGUGGUCAAGCGUGCCAAGGAGAUGUUGGAACAGACAAAGAACAAAAUGCGACACUUGCGCUCGCACGCUGUCUCGCAACUCAAGGGCACUGAAGGCCUGUCUGAAGAUGACACCCACGCAAUGCAGGAAUACCUGGAUGCCAUCAAUACGCACUUUGUGGCCCAAGCCGACGAGAUGUACGAGAAGAAGGCGGAUCACAUUUCGAAUCCGCAAUGAUGGAGGAGAAAUCACGCAGGUACCCCGACAAGCCCCCAAAGGUGCUCACGCGCCUCCGAUUUCCCGCCAGGCCAUGCAAAGAGGGAUUCGAAUUCAAAAUCGGAUUCAAAACUUUG